AUGGCGCAACUUCCACAAGACUACGAUUCCGCACGAGCCAACAUCUUCACCGAUUCCAAAGUGGACACUCUCAUCCGACAGCAUGGCAGCUCCCCUCGCUUCGUCUAUGGGCCCCUGGUUCUCCCCACGGUAUUGAAAUACUACACCGAUUCGCCCAAGUCAUACCCCAUGGAGAAAUACAUGACCAAAGCUACUCUACAUGGCUACGAGCUAUACCAGAUCGCCGAGAAAAGCGUCCCAGUGAUAGCUCGCUCAGCCAAUCCUGACGCUAUCGUGAAGGGUAUGGUGGUCUUCAACUUGGGAGACAGCGAGCGGAAUGACAUUUCUGAGCUUGAAAUUUGUCUCAAGCAUUUGGAGGCUGUUCAAGUGGAGAUUGAAUGCAUGGCCGGGAAAAAGCCCAAACGGUUCGUCGAUGCGGGUACAUUCGUGUGGUCGGGGUCUGUUGAUGGCCUUAUUCGCAUGUAUUCUGCCUCCUGGGAUCCUACCUCAUUUGUCAACAGCUCCUUUUAUCGGAACAUUCGACUGUCGGUAAAUCGAUCGUCAAAGGAUACCGAGGGCUCAUGA
Molecule: messenger RNA, 564 nt
Organism: Penicillium cataractarum
Lineage: Eukaryota; Fungi; Ascomycota; Eurotiomycetes; Eurotiales; Aspergillaceae
Product: gamma-glutamylcyclotransferase family protein
Exons: 1
Coding region: 1-564 (187 amino acids)
Source: RefSeq, a predicted model, not a curated record